Messenger RNA from Cavenderia fasciculata, 609 nucleotides. It is a transcript of the gene cad2, whose product is annotated as putative adhesion molecule. Gene Ontology annotation, molecular function: calcium ion binding; calmodulin binding. The transcript is spliced from 2 exons. The record is from RefSeq and is a predicted model, not a curated record. Gene Ontology annotation, cellular component: external side of plasma membrane; cell-cell junction. Gene Ontology annotation, biological process: calcium-dependent cell-cell adhesion. Bases 1 to 609 code for a protein of 202 amino acids. Lineage: Eukaryota; Evosea; Eumycetozoa; Acytosteliales; Cavenderiaceae.
AUGGCCGAACCAGGAAAACAUGAAAUUUUUAAAUGGCUCCAAAACAACUAUCAAGGAGGAUACAAAUUUGAUAUGCGUGUACCAGGCCGUUACAACAAUCAAGCAGGUAUGCAAAGAUCAAUGAAGAUCGGACCACAAACCAAGAUUAGAGUAUGGGAACCAGCAGGUGGCAAGAUCUGGGAAAAGGGAACUGGUAGUUAUCCAGAGGUUGAAAUCCCAAAUGGAUCGAUUACUCAAGCCCUUGACAAUGCUUUCAAGUUCUCGAUUGAUAUCCGUUUCAGACACACUGUUGCCGGUAAACCAGAAGACAACUUUGACUUGACCAUCAAACCAUUGCAGUUUGAAAACACCGUCGUUCCAUCUGGUGGUGACUAUGUUGGUGUCCAAAUCCCACAACUCAACCCUCCUGAUUCGUUGAUCGUCUCUCAAAUCUCGGUUCGUGAGAAGCCAUGGCCACACCAAAUCGUUGCCAACGGUUCCGUCUACUUUAAGUACAACCCAUCCACUGAAGACAUUACCUUUGAGAAAACUGAAGGAUUUCCAACUAACAUGGAUAUUGUAAAAGAUGAUAUUUGGGGUUUCACCAUUACACUCAAAUCAGUUGCUUAA